Dendrobium catenatum is the source of this 1292-nucleotide messenger RNA. RefSeq names its product phospholipase D Z. Lineage: Eukaryota; Viridiplantae; Streptophyta; Magnoliopsida; Asparagales; Orchidaceae. The record is from RefSeq and is a predicted model, not a curated record. Gene Ontology annotation, molecular function: catalytic activity.
GUUUCUGCAGCAUUCUGGAGUUUAUCCUGACUACACCGAGGAGCCAUCUAGUCUUGCUUCAGGAAAACCAAAUGUCCACAAUGUUACCUUACUUCUUAGUGAUUGGUGGGGUUCAGGAAUUGUACAUGCAAAAGUUUGGAUAUCAGAUUCUGAAGACAUUUAUAUUGGAUCAGCCAAUAAUGACUGGAAAUCUCUCACUCAAGUUAAAGAGGUUGGUGUCUACCUUGUAGGCUGUCCUAGCAUUGCCAAAAGAUUGGAGAUCUAUUUUGACAAUCUGUGGACAUUAUCGUCACUUAAUGCCACAGUUUACAGCAUUACCGUUUGGGAUAAAAUAUGGCAAGCUUCUAGAAAAGUUCCUUGCUGGUCUCAUUUCAUUCCUUAUAGAGAGAGAUGCAGCUCUCCUUUACAACAUUAUGUUGACACUCCACACGUGGAUGGAUAUCCAAUAUUAUCUGAUCCUGAUAAAUUCCAUGUUUCACUUAUGACUCCUGGAUAUAACAUAUCAUCUGCACUACAAAAUUCGAGCUAUCAGACAAGUUAUCUUUCAUUUGCCCCACCAGAGCUAUUGUUUGAGAAGUUCCAAUCAGAUGAACAGGCAUGGGUGGAGACAAUUAAAUCUGUACCAUUCGGAGGAACUGUUAGAAUUAAUACAAUGGAUUGGCUAGGUGAGUCCCAAUACACAAAACAAACUAUAUAUUGGUCGUCUCUUUCGUCUGCAAUAUCAGAGGUAAUUUUCUCCAAGAAUGCAACAGUUAAUCUACUAGUAGCAUACUGGACACAUACUCUUGAAGGCACUGAACAGUACCUCAAAUCUCUUUUAUACUCAAAUGUAUUGUGCAAAUCAUCUGAAUAUAACAAAUGUCAUGGAAAAGUUGCAGUAAAGUAUUACAAGGUGCCUGGCUAUAUGAAAACUGGAGCUGCCUUCAUUAAUGGAACAGCUACAGGAAACAUUUACCCUGCUUAUACUCGAGUUAAUCAUGGAAAAUAUGCUGUUAGUGACGUGAGAGCACACAUUGGAACCAGCAAUCUUGUAUGGGAUUAUUUCUAUACCACAGCAGGUGUGAGCUUUGGUACAUAUCAUCCAGGUAUUGUUGCUCAACUACAAGAAAUCUUUGAUGCAGAUUGGACUUCUCCAUAUGUUGUUCCAGUUGAACCAAUUGCUGCAGCUUAGGCUGCUUGGAGCUAAAAAAUGGUAUGUAUUCAUCUUGUUUUUCUAUCUUUCACAUAAGUGUUUGAAAUUACUAAAAAGAAUAAAGUAAAGGUUCUUUAUGGUCAAUAGUUCUGUUUUGAAA